AAGAAUCUUCUGAAUCCUUGAGUUGGAAAUGACUCUUAACACAAGGCAACGGGGGACAGGAUGUCGAUUGAUAUUGUGGCGAAAAGUUAGGAAGUGUUGUAUUUUUUCCCCACUCAGUUCGUAAAGAAACACUUGGAGUAACGUUGUAUCCGCCAAUAUAGGAUAUAUUGUCGACAAUAUUGCUGAAAAAAAGAGGGGAAAUCCAGAGAGCCAGAGCCUGGGAGAGGAGACACUGCCCUGGGGGAAUCUACAAAGAAAUCCCUCUGCCCAGCCACUACCGGAGAGCACCAGACAACACUUGGGCCCCUCCCCGAGAUCCCAGCAUCUGUUGAGUCGACUGUGGCCCGUCAGGGUGUCAUGGCCCCCAGGAUAUGCAGAGGUCAGCCCUCCUAGUGCUUCCCCCGGACAGCCACCUGCAGACAGACACACACGGAGGAGGCCCCGGGGUGCGGAUGAUGACCACCCAUAUGAACGGUCACCUGACCGAGUCAGACGGCGGAGGAGGCGAGUCCAACAUGGAGGAGCCACAGCAGUGGACCAGGGAGAGGGCGGUGGACUGUCCAGGGGACCUGGGCGCCCGCACCCUGCCGGUUCGCCGCUCCGCCCAGCUAGAGAGGAUCCGUCAGCACCAGGAGGACCUGAGGAGGCGCAGGGAGGAGGACGGCAGGAAUAGACAGGAGCUGGAUCUGAACGCCUCCAUACGACUCAAAAAGCUCUCUCAGAACCCCAAGGUGGGCAUCGAUAACCCCACCUUUGAUCCAAUCGAAGGCCCAGGAGGGCCCCUGGGGCUGUCGCCCAACCUCGGGGCCCCAACUCUACUGGAGUUGGAGGACCUUCUGAUGUCCUUGAAGCAGAUGCAGCACUGCCUGUCUGACGCCCAGAGCCAGGAGGAUGUGGAGCUAGUCCUACAGCUGGUUCAGAAGACUGACUUCCAGAAGGCCUUCAACAUCCACAACGCCGUGGCCCAGCACAUGAACAGGCCCAGCCCGCCCUUCCCCCACACGGACCACGCUCAGAGCCUGGCCCAAGAGGUCCAGUUCAUGGUUCAGAGCAGCCAACUCAAAGAGGGCCUGGAGCUGAACAGCCUGCUCUCUUCACCACAUGUUCAGGCCGUGCUGCUGGCCCAUGACGGUGUAGCGGAGCAGGAAAUGCAGCUGGAGCCCCUGACCCCAGACGGCCCGUCUGAGACCCUCACCCAGUGGGGAGGGGAAACCGUCAAGAUAGUUCGCAUUGAGAAGGCCAGGGACAUCCCACUGGGUGCAACCGUGCGCAACGACAUGGACAGCGUGAUCAUAAGCCGCAUCGUGAAGGGCGGGGCAGCAGAGCGCAGCGGGCUGCUCCAUGAAGGAGAUGAGAUCUUGGAGAUCAACGGGGUGGAGAUCCGGGGGAAGGAUGUCAACGAGGUCUUCGACAUCCUCGCCGACAUGCACGGCAACCUGACCUUCGUCCUCAUCCCCAGCCCCCAGACCAAACCCCCGCCCGUCAAGGAGACCGUGGUCCACGUGAAGGCUCACUUUGACUACGACCCAUCUGACGACCCGUACGUGCCGUGCAGGGAGCUGGGCCUGUCCUUCCAGAAGGGAGACAUCCUCCACAUCAUCAGCCAGGACGACCCCAACUGGUGGCAGGCCUACAGGGACGGGGACGAAGACAACCAGCCUCUGGCCGGGCUGGUCCCAGGCAAGAGCUUCCAGCAGCAGAGGGAGGCCAUGAAGCAGACUAUCGAAGAAGACAAGGAGCCAGAGAAGUCAGGGAAGCUAUGGUGUGCCAAGAAGAACAAGAAGAAGCGGAAGAAGCUCCUCUUCAACGGCAAGCAGAACGACGACUAUGACAACGAGGAGAUCCUGACCUAUGAAGAGAUGGCUCUCUACCACCAGCCAGCCAAUCGCAAGCGUCCAAUCGCCCUGAUUGGUCCACCCAACUGUGGGCAGAACGAGCUGAGACAGAGGCUGCUGUCCAGCGAGCCGGACAGAUUUGGGGGCGCUGUCCCACACACGACUCGGAACCGGCGUGACGUGGAGGUGAAUGGGAGGGACUACCACUUCGUCUCCCGCCAGGCCUUCGACAUGGACGCCGCCGCCGGGAAGUUCAUCGAGUCGGGAGAGUUCGAGAAGAACCUGUACGGGACCAGCACCGACUCGGUUCGCCAGCUCAUCAACACGGGCAAGAUCUGCCUGCUCUGUCUUCACACGCAGUCCUUAAAGACUCUGCGCAGCUCAGACCUGAAGCCUUACAUCAUUUUCAUAGCUCCGCCCUCCCAGGAACGACUGCGAGCCCUCCUGGCCAAGGAGAGCAAGAACCCAAAGCCGGAGGAGCUGCGCGACAUCAUCGAGAAGGCCCGUGAGAUGGAGCAGAACUUCGGCCACCUGUUCGACGCCGCUAUCGUGAACACGGACCAGGACAAGGCCUAUCAAGAGCUGCUGAGGCUCAUCAACAAACUGGACACGGAGCCACAAUGGGUCCCCUCUUCCUGGCUGCGCUGAGGGCCGGACCAGUGUCUCUCUCACACACACACACAUACAACCUGACACCUGCAUAUGAUGACACACACCGCUUGCCUGACUCAACACACUACUCCUUGGUUCAGUGAUGUGACAAAGACCCUGGAUUGUGGACAAUAGUUGCCCAGGGAAGACGUAUUAGCUGAACAUUAGCCUUGACAAUAUUCUCCAACCAGAAACAGUGAGAGGCUUGUGGAAGUUCCUGAAUCUAUAAUUCACUUAAAAUGCUUCACUACUUAGGAUGCUGGACAGAACUGAACUGAGCCAAGCUCGCCUGCCUGGAGGGGGGGGGAUGAUUGAAAUAUUGCUCUGAUCAUUUUUCUUCUGUCUUUUUUUCUUCUCUUUGCUGUAUUUCUCUUGACUAAAUGAACUAUUCACAUUCCAUAUGAAAAGUAUGAUAAGACUUGGCACUUGCUGGCAGAAAUGGAGUUAUUGCUCCCAUCCUGCUUAUGAUACCUAUUUAUGAUUGUAAAUAUAUUUUUAAGACGGUUUCGAUGAUGAGUAAAAUCCAUAGCUUCUGUGAUGUAACAUCCAGUCAGCAAAUGGCUCUCCUACAGAACACUACACUGGUAGUCGUUACCUCUGCUUUGCUGCUCGGUCAGAUGUCGGUCUGCUCAGUAAUGCCAAGCUGACGUCACUGGGGCAUCGUCUUGUGGUGGCAACGAGUUGCUGCUGACCUCCCUAACAGCCUCUGGGAAUGGGAUCAGGCAACGGCUGGUAUCGCUGUCAUCGUGGAUGUGAUUUGCACACCUAAACGUCUGAGAGCAAAUGGCACCCAGGAGUAGCAUUACAUUAGCGGCACAGGCAAGUUCAGUCAAGAGAGCCAAAACAGCAAACACUCUGGCAAGUUUGAUCCAAAAGUGACCCAAAACAGCAAACCUUAACCCCACCUGUGGGACAAAAAAACUAAACUGCAAUUUAUUUUAAAUGUUUCAAUUGCUGUGUGAACAGGUGUGAACUUUAUGGCAGUCAGAGGUAUAGAGGUACUGGCAUGGGUUCACUGGGUGAGGGAUAUUAUUAAGACCUAAAUGGCCAGGUGAAGGGAGUUAAUUUAAGUCUUUUAAUAGGAACUCAUCUCACCUGGUGGACACAGACAUGUACUGGUGAAGACUGGGCAGGUACUUUUAUUUUGUAUUUUUUACACCUCUGACUACUGCACAGGCUGAACUUAGAGAUGCCUUUUAGCCACUGGUUCUGAUCUGUUGGCCUUUUACACUGUUGGGCCAAUCGAACCUAUGCUGUGCUAGCUCAGAGUAGUGUGAAUAAGGUUCUGGAGGAGAAAUUAACCUUACCCCGCACCUCCACCCAAGCACUGUGGGUCGCACCUACAUAGAAAGCUGGCCUAUCCAGAAUCACUGGAUUUAAACCACCAUUGAUGAUAAUGAAGCGAGAUUGUUAGGUAUUUUUACAGUUAUGAAACUAAAACCUUCAGGGGUAACUUUGUUUUUCUUGGUCUUCGUUUUCUCUAUCUCAGUAUUCAUCAUGCAUUCUUCCUGUGCUACAUUGUAGGAAUGUGGCCAUAGAAAUGGAGUUCAGUUUCUAUGAGACUUGUAACCAGCAGUAUUUUAUUCACAGAAAAUGCUAAGGAUUAUCUGAGCACCGCUGUAUGUGGGAUUCUUUUAAUAAUCAAUAGUUUAUCAAUACAUUAUUUGAAAUUGAAGCAUUUUCUAAUCCACUGAAAUGCAUUAUAAACCAUCCAGCUAUGCUGCCAUUUUAAUCCAAUGGUUUUCACCACAUGAGAUUUUAAAUGUGUGAUUUUUCUUUUGGUCUCUGUUUUGGUUUUAGAGCUGUUAUUGAAAUGUUCAUUUUACUCUUUGAUCUGGGUCUGUGAAGUUGAACCGAUACAAGCCUGAAUGCUUUAGGAGCAGGGGAAAUGGUUGGCCUAUUAUUAUUUUUUUUUUAUGUUUGUUUUUGCAUGUGGUUUUUCUGUGAUCAUCAGUUUAAGUUUGCCCUUGAUUAGAAUGUCUGAUUGUGUGUGUGUGUGUGUGAGUGCGCAUGAGGGGCAGAACUGUCAGAACUUAAAAUUCAAGCAUUAUCUCCAGUAGACAUAAUGGAAAAUGGUCUUAACAAUGAUCCGUUUUACAUGGUUACGCAGUUCCCGUGAAUGUCGUGUUACUGAAGAUAAUGGUGCAUUUUAACAUUUGACAUGUCUGCAUUUGUAAGGUUCAAGGUAGAUUGGUCAAGUACAGAGUAUUGCAACUAAAGUAUGUUCCCCCAGCCACUCUUCUGUUCCUCAUUUCUUCUGGUUUGGAAACUAGAACCAGAACUGAGGUUUACUUAGUGUUCCACUGGUACCGUCUCCUGGACUUGCUCUGUACCAGCCUGAUACCAGAUCUGUUGGUGUUACUGGUCAAGGAUCAGGCCUGCCCUGUCUAUUGUAUUAUUAUGAUUUAAAAGGGAAAACAGAUCGAAGAUCAACACCCAAUUCUGAGGUUUGGGAAUUUAUUCAGAUCUGGUACCAGUCUAGUUCAAUCCCUUCAGUAUGUACAGUAUACACAAUGUAGAUUUGAGCUGUUAACUGGAAGUAGAACUAAUGAAUGUAAAAUUACUGUAUUAUUAAAAAUCACCUUUUCUUUCUGAA
This is a messenger RNA of Esox lucius (northern pike), 5082 nucleotides long. It is a transcript of the gene pals1a, whose product is annotated as membrane protein, palmitoylated 5a (MAGUK p55 subfamily member 5). Gene Ontology annotation, cellular component: plasma membrane; adherens junction. Gene Ontology annotation, biological process: establishment or maintenance of epithelial cell apical/basal polarity; morphogenesis of an epithelial sheet; generation of neurons. The transcript has 13 exons. The record is from RefSeq and is a predicted model, not a curated record. NCBI's taxonomy places the organism in Eukaryota, Metazoa, Chordata, Actinopteri, Esociformes, Esocidae. Bases 372 to 2483 code for a protein of 703 amino acids. Gene Ontology annotation, molecular function: protein binding.